This is a messenger RNA of Colletotrichum chrysophilum, 1035 nucleotides long. RefSeq lists its product as uncharacterized. The coding region runs from base 1 to 1035 and encodes 344 amino acids. The record is from RefSeq and is a predicted model, not a curated record. Gene Ontology annotation, molecular function: oxidoreductase activity, acting on paired donors, with incorporation or reduction of molecular oxygen; monooxygenase activity; heme binding. The transcript has a single exon. NCBI's taxonomy places the organism in Eukaryota, Fungi, Ascomycota, Sordariomycetes, Glomerellales, Glomerellaceae.
AUGCUCAGCUGGGCGAUUUCAACGCUGAAGAUUUCUAUCGUCGCACUUCUGUCACUUUUGAUUCCAUAUCUGAUCCAAAAUGAGUUUGCACGCUUCCGAAGCCGAAUCAAAGGUCUCCCGGGACCUCCGGGCUGGCCUGUAGUCGGGAAUCUAUUUCAAGUAUCUGCGAAGCUCCUCCCGAAAACAGUGCUAAAUUGGGUUCUAACUUCAUACCAGAACUCCAAAGAGGCUCCUGCUGAGACAUAUCGGAAGUGGGCAGGGAUAUACGGACCCGUCUUCCAAAUCCAACUUGGCAACACCACCGGCGUGGUCGUUAACACGGCCGAGUCUGCAAAGCAACUCUUUCUAGGCCAGCGCCAUGCGAUGAACUCCAGACCAACAUUUUACAUCUUCCACAAGAAAGUCAGCAAAGCUGUGACAAGUAUCGGUACAAGCCCUUGGGACGAAUCUUGCAAGCGUCGUCGGAAGGCUGCUGCUGGUGCACUGAACCGUCCGCGUGUAGAGAGCUAUGCACCGAUUCUUAACCUAGACGCAAGAGAGUUCCUCAGAGAUAUCUACUCGGAAAGUAGAGAUGGCUCAAUAGCGAUCGAUUUUCGCCCAGCUGUCCGCAGAUUCGCGCUCAACCUUAGUUUGACCCUCAACUACGGCACCCGCGUGUCCAACGUGACAUCUCUCAAAGAUGAUCCCUUGCUGGCCGAAAUCAUUUACGUAGAGUCAGAGAUAUCUAAGUUCCGAGACACCGGGAAGAACUAUGCCAACUACAUCCCUCUUCUUCGGUAUUGGGAACCAGUCGCCAACGCUUUUGGUCUCAAUUCCAGCCCUAAGGACCAUGCUACUAAUAUUGGACGUCGAAGGCUAGAGUACAAUGAUGUUCUACUGGACAAGCUGAGAGGAGAGGUCGAACGAGGAGACGACAAGCCUUGCAUCCAAGGGGCUGUGCUGAGAGACCCGGAGUCUGCAACACUUACUCGGCAGGAGUUGAUCAGCGUUAGCUUGAGUAUGAUGGCAGUAAGUAAUCUUGAAGCAAUGGGUUAG